Fusarium coffeatum is the source of this 1254-nucleotide messenger RNA. RefSeq lists its product as uncharacterized. The transcript has a single exon. Bases 1 to 1254 code for a protein of 417 amino acids. The record is from RefSeq and is a predicted model, not a curated record. Lineage: Eukaryota; Fungi; Ascomycota; Sordariomycetes; Hypocreales; Nectriaceae.
AUGCAUUCCUUCCCUCUUCUCCUUUCUUCUUCUCUUUUCGCCUUGACACAGGCUCACUCUGUCAUCCUCGGUGCUCAGGGUCUCGACACUUCUCCCAACAGUGUGGGAUUCCAAGUCGAUCCUGAGAUUGCCCGCAACUGCAUCACCAUCAACCCUUGCCAGCAGGAUGCUACCAUCAUUCGUGAUGCCGAGAUCACUGCCAACAUCGUGAACCAGUGUGGUCGUACUGAGAUAUCUGGUAACAUCGAUGUUGGUGAAAACACUGAGAACGCUAUCUCUGCCAACCAGGUUACUCAGGUUGAGGCUGGUGGUGAACUCACUGUUACCAUUCACCAGGUCAACGCCGAUGGUGCUGGUCCUUAUGUUUGUGAUCUCGACGAGAGCAGCAACACAAACACCAACAUUCAGAACUUGACCGUGACUAACAACGUCCCCGGCACAAACGGUCUGUCUCAAGUCAAGACUCAGGCUUUCAACAUCACUGUCAAGAUGCCUGAUGACCUCAACUGCUUCGGUGCCUCUACCGGAAACAUCUGCACUGUACGAUGCCGCAACAACGCCCUCGCUGGUCCUUUCGGUGGCUGCUUCGCCGUCCAGCAGGCCGACACUGACAAGAAGACCAACACUCCUCAGUCCAUCAAGACCACACAGACCCUGAAGGGUAUCAACGAUCAGAUUCUCCAGAACCAGAAGGACUUUGAGGACUCUGUUGCUGCCAACGAGAACGCUACUUCUGACGAGGCUGCCCAGAACAAGGCUGCUGUUGAUGCUCUUCUCGGUGCUACUGUUGUUACUUCUGCUUUCGCUACCGAGACUCCUUCUGUUGCUCUUGGUCGUCCUCCUGUCGCCACUCCUGAUCCUAACCAGGGUAACGAUGGCAAGGCUGGUGAGAACAACGGUGGCAACAACAACAACGGAGGUAACGACAACAACAACAACGACAACAACCAGGAUAACAACAACGACAACCAGAACGGUGGCGACAACGGCAACAACGGCGGCAAUGGUGGCGACAACAACGGUGGAAACAACGACAACAACCAGGGCGGUGAUAACAACAACAACGGUGGUGACAACCAGCAGGGCGGCGGCAACGGAGGCCAGGGCGGUAACGGUGGAAACCAAGGUGGCCAGGGCGGUAACCCCUUCGGUGGUGCUGGCGGUCCUCCUCCUGGCUUCCCCUUCGGUCGUGGUAACGGACAGAAGAAGGCCAAGCGUGGCUUCAGCAUGCGCCGAUGGGCUCAGCGUGCUUAA